Prunus armeniaca (apricot) is the source of this 1191-nucleotide messenger RNA. Lineage: Eukaryota; Viridiplantae; Streptophyta; Magnoliopsida; Rosales; Rosaceae. The record is from the annotation of a GenBank genome assembly.
AUGGCAGACAAAACUCCACUCCGCUCCUCCAAAUCGCCAUCAUCACUCGCUUGCUUACCAGAACCGCCAUGGAUCGUUCUUCAUAAGUAUGACGAUGAUGUCGGGUUUCGUUUUCGCACUCUUAAAGGCAAGAUUUACCACUUGAAGGACCCUCCCGGGAAGUUACGCCAUGCUGAUGUUAUCUGCCUUGGAUCCUCUCACGGAUGGCUGCUUUUCUUGAGGAACAAGGAACAGAAACAGCUCCGGCCGCUGCUCUUAAAUCCCUUAUCUGGGAUUCAACUCCUUCUUCCAUCUUUCCAAACUUGUCCACAUAUAAUUUCCAUCACAUACCCUAAGAUCCCGACACGCAUCGGGCAUGCGUAUUGUAGAAUCAAAUCCAACAAAUGUAUUCAUACUAAUCCUAUAACACCAGAACGUUGCUGUAUGGGCUCAGUGGAGGAUAUGGCAAGAAGGAUUAGCAAAGUUGUUCUGUCUUCGAGACCGACUUGCAGCAGUAACCAAAACAACAAUGAUAAAAUUGUAGUCUUGGUGAUGUACACCUUCAAAAAUGGCUGGUUGGAGCAAGACCAGAUCAAUUUCCUUGCAGUCCAUUUUCUUAUGUUUUGUACCACUACAGAUGGUACGUGGAGAAAACUUGGCAAGCAAGCACAGUACAUUGACAUUACUAGCUCCAAUAAUAAGUUCUAUGCAUUACGCUUAGAUUUUUGCGUCCAUGUCUGGGAUUUCCCUGAUUCAUCUCCUGUUAAAAAGUUGAAGAUCCGACCUCAUAACGCGUCGGCGAUAGUUGAACAAGUGAAAAAUAAAGAUCAGCUGCACAGAGCUUACAUUAUCAAAACAGGGGAAGAUCUGUUCCUAAUUUUGAGGAUCUAUGAAAGUUGGAGCCAUACCGCGGAUAAAACAAUUUCGUUCCGUGUUUAUAAUCUGGGUUUGAUAGAUGGUAAAUGUGGAUGGAUGGAGGUGGAAUCGAUUGGCAAUUGGGCGUUCGUUUUGGGUUCGAAGCAGUCCACGGUGAUGAUCUGCUCCGGUGAUGGCUCAGAGUGGGAGGAGAAUUCAAUUUACUUCACAGAAAUGCCUUACCUUAAAGGUCAUUUAGGUGUGUUCAACUUGAGUGACAAAAGAGUGAAAAAAGUUUGUGAUCUUCCACAGAGGCCACCUUACUCACCAGAUCUUUGGCUUGAUCCCAAGUUUUAG